AUGGAUCCGAUGAAGGUCUUCGUCAGCAAGAGAGUGUCCGAAGAAGAGGAUAGGGUUUUGCAAAAACAUUUGUAUACAAUGUCCGAUGCUCCUUCCACUUACAAGGAACAUCUUCUACAGCUCCAGACUGAGUACAACCGAGGUAGCUUGUGCGGUGCUGUCGAGUCAACCGUCCAGAGCGUAAAGCAUUUCAUCCUUCUAGCUCGAUCCAACGGUGACGCCAUAUCUGCUAAGGAAGCUUAUGCUACCGUAUUGUCGAGGGUGACUGAUGUCAUGGCAUCUGCACGAGGAGUUAUUCGCAUUGAGCCUGACAUCGUGUCGAAUUCUGAUGCACCGUCAGCUGAGUUUGCGGAGACAAGAAUUCAGAAAGUAUUUGACGUAUUCAGAUGCAGUGUGGUUAGGCUGCACGAUAUGUGUCGCGAGAAGGAAAUUCGCAGCAAUCCCAACGGUGCCGUACUACAUUAA
This is a messenger RNA of Phytophthora nicotianae INRA-310, 465 nucleotides long. RefSeq lists its product as hypothetical. The transcript has a single exon. The record is from RefSeq and is a predicted model, not a curated record. Lineage: Eukaryota; Oomycota; Peronosporomycetes; Peronosporales; Peronosporaceae. The coding region runs from base 1 to 465 and encodes 154 amino acids.